AUGAAAUAUCAAGAGAAAGCAAAAGUUAAAAUUUUACCAAAACCAAUUGCACCAACUAGUCAAGUCUCAUCACCUUUAGUUCAAGUAUCACCAUCUUUGUCAACGUCUUCUCCUGGACCAUCAUUAACAAAUAGAAAAAGAGCAAAAUCUACGACUAAUACAAAUUCAACUUCAAAUAAUGAUUUAAGAAAACAAAGAAAAACAAAUACCGCGUCACCCUUGGACCUAAAUCAACCUUCAUCUGUAUCAUCCACUCCCAAACCAUCUAAACAAACUGGUCAUAGACCAGUAACAUCAUGUACAUUCUGUCGUCAACAUAAAAUCAAAUGUAAUGCUCUGGAUAAUUAUCCAAAUCCUUGUCAAAGAUGUGAUAGAAUGGGAUUAAAAUGUGAAAUAGAUCCACAAUUUAGACCUAAAAAGGGUUCUCAAAUACAAUCAUUAAAAUCAGAUGUUGAUGAAUUAAAAGCUAAAAUUGAAAUGUUAACUAAAAAUGAAUCAUUAUUAACUCAAGCAUUAAAUCAACAUAAUCUUAAUUUUUAUCCAACAACUUCUCCUAAUUUACAACCACAACAACAUCAACAAUAUCCACCACAACCACAUAGAUCUAACCUGUACCCUGUCUCUGCUCAAACUCCAAUUGGUUCACCUUCAGUGUUCUCACAAAGUGCUCAUAUUUCACCUAUGGCAUCAGUUACAAGUAUUCAACAAAAUCCAUCUUUAAUGAAUGAAAAUUCAGAUAAUUCACCAUCAGCUUUAAACACACCAGAUCAAAAAGAAGAAUAUUUACAACCUAUAUCAGAGUUUAUUUUAGGAGAUGUUAAUUUACCAUUAGCCAAAGCUAAUGAAUUACAUGAUAGAUUUAUGAAAAAACAUUUAGAUUUUUUACCGAUUAUAAUAUCAAGAUCAGCAACUGAAUUGUAUCAUAAAUCAAAUUUAUUAUUUUGGGCGGUUAUAUUAACUGCAAGUUUGGGUGAACCAGAACCUACUUUAUAUAUGUCAUUAGCAUCACUUAUAAAACAAUUAGCUAUUGAAACGUGUUGGAUUAAAACACCAAGAUCAACUCAUGUUAUACAAGCAUUGAUCAUACUUUCAAUUUGGCCAUUACCUAAUGAAAAAGUAUUAGAUGAUUGUUCAUAUAGAUUUGUUGGAUUAGCCAAAAAUUUAUCAUUACAAUUAGGUUUACAUAGAGGUGGUGAAUUUAUACAAGAAUUUAGUAGAAAUCAAGUAAGUUUAGGACCUGAUGCAGAAAGAUGGAGAACAAGAUCUUGGUUAGCUUUAUUCUUUUGUGAACAAUUUUGGUCUUCAUUAUUAGGUUUACCACCAUCUAUUAAUACUACUGAUUAUUUAUUGGAAAAUGCAAGAGUUGAUCAAUCAUUACCUAAACAAUUCAGAUGCUUAAUAUCGUUAUCCAUAUUUCAAUGUAAAUUAGUGAAUGUAAUGGGUAUAAGUGUGACAAGACCAGAUGGAUUAUUAGAACCACUGAAUAGAGCAGGAUCUUUGAAUUUAUUAGAUAGAGAACUUGAAAGGUUAAGAUUCAAAUUACAAAUUGUAGAUGGAUCACCAAUUGAAGUUUAUUAUCUUUAUUUGAAAUUAAUGAUUUGUUGUUUUGCAUUUUUACCAGGAACUCCAAUAGAAGAUCAAGUUAAAUAUGUUAGUUCUGCUUAUUUAUCAGCUACUAGGAUUAUAACAAUCGUUUCACAAAUGAAUAAUGAUAUAUCAUUAAUUGAAUUACCAAUAUACGUAAGACAAGCAGUCACUUAUUCAGUAUUAUUACUUUUCAAAUUACAUUUAUCAAAAUAUUUGAUUGAUAAAUAUGUUGAUUCAGCAAGACAAUCUAUUGUUACAGUUCAUAGAUUAUUCAGAAACACUUUAAGCUCAUGGAAAGAUUUACAAAAUGAUAUAUCAAGAACAGCAAAAGUUUUAGAAAACUUGAAUUUAACACUAUAUACCUAUCCAGAUAUAUUUAUAAAAGAAGAUGAAAGUACCAGUAUAAUAUCCAGAAUGAGAUCUCAUUUGACAGCAUCAUUAUUUUAUGAUUUAGUAUGGUGUGUUCAUGAAGGUAGAAGACGAGCUCAAUUAGGUAAGGAAAAUAAAGUGAAACAAGAGGAAGGAAAUGAUAAAAAAUUAUUACCAUUACCUUUUUACAAUCAAAUUACAAAAGAUGAUUUUAGAACAAUUACAACAACUACACCAAAUGGUACAACAAUUACAACAUUAGUUCCAACUGAUGCAGCAAUGAAUAAUGCUAGAUCUAAUGCUACCGAUAACAAACCAUUAGAAAUUAAUGGUAUUCCAUUACCUUUAUUAGAUGCAACUGGAGCAAGAGAUGGAAUAAAUGGUGCUCAAAGUUUCAUAAAUCAACAAAAUUUACCUCCACAAGAUCAGCAACAACAAAAUCAAAUGUUUUCAAAUCAACAACCACCAACACCAAUGCAUCAAGGUUCACCACCAAUGUUAGAUUUCAAUUCACAAAUGACACCACAGUUACCUUCACAAAUGCAUAGUAUUCAACAUUUCCAAUUACCAAAUGUUAAUAUGAAUAAUGGAUCACCUCAACAACCACCACAGAAUCAACAACAAAAUUAUUUACCUACAAUACUGGAAAAUCCAAUGAUUCAAUUUAAUGAUUUCUUUUUACAACAAUCUUCAAUUGAUCAAGAUGAUGAUUUUUUGGGAUGGUUUGAUUCAAAUAUGUUAAAUCAACAAUAG
This is a messenger RNA of Lodderomyces pseudojiufengensis, 2709 nucleotides long. It is a transcript of the gene SEF1, whose product is annotated as Sef1p. Gene Ontology annotation, biological process: regulation of DNA-templated transcription; DNA-templated transcription. NCBI's taxonomy places the organism in Eukaryota, Fungi, Ascomycota, Pichiomycetes, Serinales, Debaryomycetaceae. The transcript has a single exon. Bases 1 to 2709 code for a protein of 902 amino acids. The record is from RefSeq and is a predicted model, not a curated record. Gene Ontology annotation, cellular component: nucleus. Gene Ontology annotation, molecular function: transcription cis-regulatory region binding; zinc ion binding; DNA-binding transcription factor activity, RNA polymerase II-specific.